AUGUCCGAAAUCACUCACCCGACCAUCAAAGAUGGCUGGUUCAGAGAAAUCUCCGACAUGUGGCCUGGCCAGGCGAUGAUCCUCAAGGUCAACCAGGUCCUCCACCACGAAAAGUCCAAGUACCAGGACGUGCUCGUCUUCGAGAGCAGCGACCACGGCACCGUCCUCGUCCUCGACAAUGUCAUCCAGUGCACCGAGCGGGACGAGUUCUCGUACCAAGAGAUGAUCACACACUUGGCCAUGAACUCGCACCCCAACCCCAAGUCGGUCCUGGUUAUCGGCGGUGGUGACGGCGGUGUCUUGCGAGAGGUCGUCAAGCACGAGUCCGUCGAGAAGGCCAUUCUCUGCGACAUUGACGAGGCCGUCCCCCGCGUCAGCAAGAAAUACCUUCCCGGCAUGUCGAUUGGAUUCCAGCACCCCGCCGUCGAGGUCCACAUCGGAGACGGGUUCAAAUUCCUGGCUGACCGCAAGAACGAAUUCGAUGUUAUUAUCACCGACAGCAGUGACCCCGAAGGUCCCGCAGAGUCGCUCUUCCAGAAGCCAUACUUUGAACUGCUCAGCGGAGCGUUGAAAGACGGUGGUGUUAUUACUACCCAAGCUGAGAACCAAUGGCUCCACCUCCCUCUCAUCACCAAGCUCAAGAAAGACUGCAAGGAAGUUUUCCCUGUUGUCGAGUACGCCUACACCACCAUUCCAACAUACCCGUCGGGCCAGAUUGGUUUCAUGGUUUGCUGCAAGGACCCCAACCGAGAUGUCAAGAACCCCUUGCGAGUAUGGAGCCCAGAAGAGGAAGAGAAGUUGUGCAAGUACUACAACAAGGAAAUCCACAAGGCCAGCUUCAUUCUACCGACGUUUGCCCGCAAGGCCUUGAAAUGA
Messenger RNA from Exophiala spinifera, 876 nucleotides. Its product is annotated as spermidine synthase. The record is from RefSeq and is a predicted model, not a curated record. Gene Ontology annotation, biological process: spermidine biosynthetic process. NCBI's taxonomy places the organism in Eukaryota, Fungi, Ascomycota, Eurotiomycetes, Chaetothyriales, Herpotrichiellaceae. Gene Ontology annotation, molecular function: spermidine synthase activity. Gene Ontology annotation, cellular component: cytosol. The transcript is spliced from 3 exons. The coding region runs from base 1 to 876 and encodes 291 amino acids.